Molecule: messenger RNA, 1688 nt
Organism: Spea bombifrons (plains spadefoot toad)
Lineage: Eukaryota; Metazoa; Chordata; Amphibia; Anura; Pelobatidae
Gene: LENG9
Product: leukocyte receptor cluster member 9
Exons: 2
Coding region: 205-1497 (430 amino acids)
Molecular function (GO): metal ion binding
Source: RefSeq, a predicted model, not a curated record
CCACUCCCCAUGCUUUAUGGUUUUGUUGCUUCCUGCUUUCGGUACAAUGUUUUGUAACUAAGCAAAAUGACAUCAUUCGCAACAAAUUUGUCAAGUCACACUAGGAUAUAAAGAGUUCGCUCUAUGAUCGUCUAACAACGAAGGAGCAACAGAGUUUGGAGUCCGAGCAACCGCCGUGAAAGAGGCGUGAUCUGCACCGCCGUGAUGGAUGAUAGUGGCAAAGAAGACGACUCCAUUGUAGAGCACUGCAAAUCCACGCCGGAAAACCCAGCCACAGAAAAAGAAGUUGAUGGAGCAGCAGAAUCCGAGAAGCUCCCAGAGAGCGCUCCAUGCCCAUUCUUUCUCUUGGGACGCUGUAGAUUUGGAGAAAGGUGUAGAAACCCACACGUCGGACAACCCGAAGCCUCAUGUACUUUAAGUACAAAAACAGCUGAGAAAGGGGAGAGCGCAUCCGCGCCGAAGGGAAAGAAACCACCUAUGAAAACAGCCACAGACGUUAUAUCCCGGAUUCAGUGGGAUGCUAUGCUGCCCAAGGAACACUUUUCAAUUGGUUAUCUCGAUAGGUUCACAGGUAUCGUUGAAAAGCCAUUCUCAGAAUUUAGUUGGGAAGACUUGGCAUCGGUAAGCCACGACGUGCUCGCCAUUCCCAAACACCGCAUUCAGUACUUCAAAUAUAAACGUCUGGUGGUAUGGGACAAGACCACUCGGGUAGAUAACGUGUUCGGCUCGACGGGAAGCGGUAUGACAAUUCUCGAUGUCAUCGACCACUACGAAGAUUUGAUGCAAAUGGAAGAGGAUCUUACGUCAGAAGAAGAGUCUGAUGGUUUGGUUAGAGAGGUGGAGAACGUCAAUGACGACCACCUCGGAGGUAACCACAACUUUAGAAAACUGAGGCCAACUCACUUCAUUGCUGUUCGUGUUGGCAGUGAAGAUGUGAGAUGCUCUGCAAACAAGGUGCAAGAAGAACUGCUGAAAUGGAAUCCAGACAUUGCCGAAUUCUGUAUCCCUUUAGCAGCUCUGCACUUGACGCUUGGUCUCUUGCAUCUGGACAGUCCUGAGGACAUUCAGAGAGCCCUCUCGGUGGUCGAAGACCUGAGAAGUGACAUUCGGCAACUCCUUCCUCCGAACUUAAUUCUUCAAUUUGAAGGACUAAAGGAUUUCCAUUCUCGUAUUCUCUACAUGGCGCCGACCUCUAUACCAGAGCUGACCAACUUUGUACAAGUCCUAAACGGGAGGUUUAGCAGCAAAGGUUUAACGGUGAUCGAACCUCCUGGCAACAAUUUGCACGUCACUAUAGCCAAGGUUCCACGCAACAUUUUAAAGAAAAAACCCAGCCUUUCCUUAUCUUACGAUGCUUACGGACACACCAACGUUACCAGCUUCGGAGCGCAACCUGUCGAUGCCAUUAGCUUUUGUUUAAACAACAGUUCACGCCGUUCCGACGGCUUUUAUACCACGCCGUUGGAAAUCUCUUUAUGCGGAGAUUCUGAACAGUAAAACCAAGUGCCCUGUUUGUUAUUGCUUUUAACAUUCACUGGUUUAAAUAAAACAGAAGCCAAAUCACUGAAUCAUGAGUUUAUUAAUGAGGGGGGGAGAAACUUAAAACAUCUGCAAAGAAAGAGCAAUUGACCAUCAGCUGCUCGGUAUUGCGCAAUAUUAAAGCAGUACAUCUUCAAAAAAAAAACAAA